Molecule: messenger RNA, 3166 nt
Organism: Hevea brasiliensis (rubber tree)
Lineage: Eukaryota; Viridiplantae; Streptophyta; Magnoliopsida; Malpighiales; Euphorbiaceae
Exons: 19
Coding region: 334-2883 (849 amino acids)
Molecular function (GO): protein phosphatase binding; protein phosphatase regulator activity
Source: RefSeq, a predicted model, not a curated record
ACCUCUUUUGUACUUUUCUGCCUCUCACAACUCCACCUUUUGUUGUUCGCAGCUGCUCCUGCUCUGCUAUUUUUGUUUUCAAUUAAUUAAUUAAUUUAUUUUACCUUUUGCUUCCUCUCUACUCUCGAUCUUCACGGUCUCACUGUUUUUCGAUCUCUCUAUUCAUUCAAUUUAGGGUUUCCAGCUUCAGCUUUCUCGCCAGCUAUUACUCGAAUCUCGAGCUCUUCUUUUGUUUUCUUGAUUAAGACCUAGAUUUCUGCUCGCUCUUUUAGGGUUUACAGAUCUACGCAGCUCCUGCUCCUACCUCUGCUGAAUCUCUUCGACUCUUUUAAGAUGUUUUGGAAGCUUACAGCUCUCUCUGCAUCCUCUCCUGUGGAGUCUGUACUAGACAAGGAAAAUUUCACAUUGGAAGAGCUUUUGGACGAGGAAGAAAUAAUCCAAGAAUGCAAAGCUUUAAACAGCCGUCUCAUCAAUUUUCUACGAGACAGAGCCCAAGUAGAGCAGUUGUUGCGGUAUAUUAUUGAAGAACCUUCAGAGGAUGCUGAAAGCAAACGUGCCUUCAAGUUUCCCUUCAUCGCUUGUGAGAUAUUUACAUGUGAAAUUGAUGUUAUUCUUAAGACUUUAGUAGAGGAAGAGGAGCUAAUGAACUUACUCUUCUCUUUCUUGGAACCAAACCGACCUCAUAGUGCUUUGCUGGCUGGGUAUUUCAGCAAGGUGGUUGUUUGCCUUAUGGUACGCAAGACUGUCCCACUUAUGAAAUAUGUUCAAGCCCAUCAGGAUGUUUUCCGCCAACUGGUUGAUUUAAUUGGAAUAACAUCCAUCAUGGAGGUUUUGGUUCGGUUGGUGGGGGCAGAUGAUCAUGUUUAUCCCAAUUUUAUUGAUGUGAUGCAAUGGUUGGCUGAUAGCAAUUUGCUAGAAAUGAUUGUGGACAAAUUGAGUCCUUCAAGCCCUCCUGAAGUUCAUGCUAAUGCAGCAGAGACAUUAUGUGCAAUAACUCAAAAUGCUCCCUCGGCUUUGGCUACUAAACUCUCUAGUCCAAGUUUUGUUUCAAGGAUAUUUGGCCAUGCGCUGGAAGAUUCACAUUCAAAAUCUGGCCUUGUUCACUCACUUUCUGUGUGUAUAUCUUUAUUGGAUCCAAAAAGAUCUGCUACUUCUCCCCCCUUGAUGCAUUCUUUUCGAAGUCAACAUAUUUACGAGUCUCCAAUCCCCGUAAAUCCAGAGACUAUUGAUGCAAUGCUGCCUAAACUUGGUGACUUACUUAUGCUAUUAAAUGUGUUGUCUGACGAUAAAAUUUUACCUACAACAUAUGGAGAACUGAAGCCUCCUCUUGGGAAGCAUCGCCUUAAGAUUGUUGAGUUCAUUGCGGUGCUUUUAAGAACGGGGAAUGAAGCUACUGAGAGGGAAUUGGUCAGCUCAGGAACCAUUAAACGGGUCCUUGAUCUGUUUUUUGAGUACCCAUACAAUAAUGCAUUGCAUCAUCAUGUGGAGAGCAUUAUAUCGUCAUGCUUGGAAACUAAGAGUGAUGCUAUGGUUGUUCAUCUUCUUGGAGAAUGUGAUUUCAUUGGAAAAAUUCUCCAAACUGAUAAAAACCCCAUUAUUUCAGGCGAUACUAAUAAGCCAACUGUGCCUUCUGCAGGAAAACGGGCACCACGAGCAGGAAACCUUGGUCACAUUACGCGAAUUUCUAAUAAACUUGUUCAGUUGGGAAAUGCCAAUAGCCGUAUUCAGACAUAUCUACAGGAAAAUAGUGAAUGGAAUGAGUGGCAGGCCAGCAUUUUGCAAGAGCGUAAUGCAGUUGAAAAUGUCUACCGAUGGGCAUGCGGCCGCCCAACAGCAUUGCAAGAUAGGACCAGGGACAGUGAUGAUGAUGACCUUCAUGACAGAGAUUAUGAUGUAGCAGCACUAGCGAAUAACUUAAGCCAGGCUUUUAGAUACAAAAUGUAUGGGAAUAAGGAUAAUGAAGAGGACCAUGGAGGCCUUGAUCGAGAUGAUGAGGAUGUCUACUUUGAUGAUGAGUCUGCUGAAGUUGUUAUAUCAUCCCUGAGGCUUGGUGAUGACCAAGGGAGCAGUCUAUUCACAAAUUCCAACUGGUUUGCAUUCCAAGAUGAUAGAGUUGGUAAUGCCCCUGUGAGUACAUCACCCAUGGAAAUAAUGGACGAGAUAAACUUGAAUGGAGCUGCUAAUGGCGGUAACAGCAGUAGUGAUGAUGAGGUGGUAGUUGGAGAAGAUGAUGAGUUAACUGAGAGCAAAGACACUGUUAAUUCUACAUCCACUUCCAAUCCAAACUUUGCCAAUGGAUUUUCUGGGAGUGUUCCCAUUCCACAAAGUGAGAAGACGACUACUCCCCAGGAUAUUGGAUUCUUCAGAUUUGAUACUCCAGGCAAUGAUGACUUGUUUAGAGGCAGGCCUUUCCCUGCAUGGGUAGGAUGGGGAGAAACAUCAGAUUUGCAAGUAGGUGGAUCAAGUUUGAAUCCAUUUGAAGAUCAUGAUAUCUCUCAUGUCAAUCUUUCUAACCAAGCUGAGGUAGCAACUCAUGAUGUUAAUUCCCCUUCAAGUGGAGAAUCUAUACUGCCAAAUGGCUCAUCACCUUCCAAGGACUCUAGUGAUGGGUCAGUGGGCAGUGAUACAAGCCAUAAAUCUGCGACUUUGCCCUCAUUGUUUGAAGAGGAUGUUGAAUUCGUUGGUGUGGAAUUAGAAGGAACGGAGAAGGCAAUGGAACAGGCUCUCAAGGAGGGUAUAGUUGGUGAAGCAGGGCCUUUAAAGAGGAACAUAAUCCCAAAGGUUACGGAGAAGGAGAAUUCUGAUGAUGGAGGAGCUGGCAUUAAAGAGUUCAACGACGCAAAUUAUUGGAGGGUUGAUCAAGAGGUUGCUGUUCUGGAGUGAUUGUGGGAACAUCCAGUCAAGGUUGGCCCAACCUGAAAAUUUGGGUCCUACAGCCACAGACCCCAUUUUUCGUUGGCAAGGGCUCAUGCAGCAGACUUAUGUACAGUGUAUUUUUGGUUUCCAAAUGGGGAUUGGAUGGUAGGUUGUGUUAUGAUGUUACUGUUAUUAGUUGUUAUUGUUACUUCUUAUUGUUGUUUAUUAUUCAAGGUUUUUGUUUUAUUCCUGUUAAUGACUAGCGAGGUUUCCCUCACCCAAUCAUAUUUACAUUUUAUUCUGGCUGCCA